Messenger RNA from Salvelinus fontinalis (brook trout), 862 nucleotides. RefSeq lists its product as uncharacterized. The record is from RefSeq and is a predicted model, not a curated record. The coding region runs from base 1 to 681 and encodes 226 amino acids. The transcript is spliced from 5 exons. Lineage: Eukaryota; Metazoa; Chordata; Actinopteri; Salmoniformes; Salmonidae.
AUGGAAGAGGUGGUGUGGCAGUGCUUUGCUGGUGGCACUAGAGAUCUACCAGAGGAAGAACAGGAAGACUGUCUCUCAUUGGCCAUCAGUGAGCAGCUGGCUGACUGGCAGGCUUCUUCACCCCUGAGGACCAUUCAGGAGGAAGUUGUUGCAAUUGACCCUGCCCUCAAAGGGACCAUCAGCCAAUCACAGAUCACUCAGGCGUUUCUGAGACAUGAGGUUCCACUGAAAUUACCAACAUUCCGUCAGCUCCUCCUAACGUUCUGUGAUGCUGACCAUCCAGAUCAGGUGCAUUACAAAGACCUUCUACAAUUCCUCAGUGGUAUUGUGUUACCCAAAGAGCUACAAGAUGACAUUAAGGCAGAGUUUGGGCAUGUGUCACACACAUCAGAAGUCCCCAGGGGUUGCACUGAGCCCCCGCCAGCUUCUGUGUAUCCCAUGGAAACAGAAAGAUGGCUCCAAAGGUUCCAGAGAAUGGAGAGAGCCAUGCACACAUGUGACAGCCAGAACACUGGUUACAUAGACCAGGACAAAGCCAGACGUCUGAUUCAGAACUACAACCACAUCUUCAACCUGAACCUGACUCCCCUGAGGAUCAGUGAUGUCACCCAUUAUCAUGGAGGGAGAAGACAGGGCAAAGUCCACCUGGACACAGCCCUACAGUACCUAAAGGAACUGUGAUGAAGGUGUUUGGUGAGGACUUGAAAUAUGUGUGGGGUUUGGUGUGUGUUGAAGACUGUAGGUUUUUGUCUGUAAGUAAACAUUGGCAUUAUCUUUGUAGUAGCUACUAUGUAAUGUGAGUCUUGUUUAGAAAGCAAAAUUUGUGCAGAUAAUUAAAUAAAAAAAUCUCUAUACACUUUCA